AUAACCAGCAAUAAAAGUAUCAACAUAAUUUUAAAUUAAAAAAUAUUUAUUCAAAUAAGAUGAAAAGAGUUGGGUGUCGACCAGCUGCGAGUCACAAAAAGUCUAAUGAUAAUGAAAAAGACCCUAUUCAAGUAUAUUGCAGACUUCGACCUGUUGAACAUACUGUAGAAUCUUCAUGUGUUAAAGUUGUAUCAGAAACUGAUUUACAAAUAUAUUGUCUGCCAAAUGAAAGAGGAACAUCUAGAGAAUGUCAAUUUAGCUACAAAAAAAUAUUUUCCCAAUAUGAAACUCAAGAUAUGGUCUUCCAAGAUUUGGGAUUACCAUUAGUUGAACAAUUAUUAAAAGGUAAAAGUAGUCUACUUCUUGCAUAUGGAAUAUCAGGUAGUGGAAAGUCAUAUACAAUGACUGGGAACCAGGAAGAUGAUGGCAUUGUUGGUAGAUCCUUUGAUGUAAUAUUCAACUCUAUUAAAGAUUACCAAGCAAGAAAAUUUACAUUUAAGCCUGACAAACUUAAUGGCUAUGACGCUCAUAGUGUUGAAGAAGCAAUGAUUUUUCAAGCCAAAGAUAUCAAAAAUAAAGUUAAAAAUUCAUCAACAACAUAUAAAAAGUAAGACUAUUUUAAAUUUAAAAAAAAAAUGCUCAGUAUAAUAUAUGAGUAUAACCAUAGGUAAAUAGAUAUACAAAUUAAAUUAACUUUUUUAGGAAAGAUGGAGGUAUAGAUAUACUGCGUGUACCAUUUAAUUAUAAAGUGACAAACAUAAAUCAAGAUAGCGCAUAUUCAGUUUUCAUUAGUUAUGUGGAAAUAUAUCACAAUUAUGUUUAUGAUCUAUUAGAAGAUGUGUCUGAUGGAGAAAUAAGACUGUAAGAUAAAACCAUUUGUAAACAAAUGUAUAGUAAUAUUUAUGGUUUUAUUAAAGAAAUAGUAAAAUAAUACGAGAAGACUCAAAUGGCAAUAUGUAUGUUCAUGGUGUAAAUGAACAAGAAGUAGUCAAUCCAAAUGAAGCUAUUGAAUCAUUUCGAAAAGGUCAAUUGCGAAAGCGUACAGCGCCAACUUUUUUGAACACGGAUUCUAGUCGCAGCCAUACAGUAUUUACUGUUAGAAUUGUUAAAGUAAGUAGGUACCUAAACAUAAUAUUCCAGUACCUAAUAAUAAUACAUAGACUUAACAAGACGGUAUUCUUUAUUUUUAUAAUUGAAUAUAAUAUUCAAAUUUUGGUUAAUACUUAAUCAUUAUGAUAGGUAUUGAUAAUAAUAAUAAUAAUAAUACAAAUCGUGACCAAAUUUUUUAUUAUAUCAGAUUUGUAUUUUAUUUAUUUUUAAUUAUUUAUCUUCAUAUUAGUUGCAACACUUCAUGCCUCUUAAUUGCAGCUUAAUUCUUUUUGGUCCGUGUAUUUUCAUUUAUUCAUACCCUUUAUGACUAUUGUGUCAUGUAUUCUUCUCUUUAUACCCUUGAUCUUUCUCUCCUAACGUAUCCUUUAACAUUCAUUCAAUUAUUUUCUUUAGUAAGCUUUUGUGUUUUAAUAUGUGCUUAUCAUUUUAUUAAAAUAUUAAAUACAUUAGUUUCAUAAUUGUCAUUUUUCUUUUAUCCUAUCUAAUAGGUGUCUCUUUGUUUGCAACCCUCUCGAUCCAGUGGAUAUAUCAGAUAAUAUAAAUAAAUUAAUAGGCCUAGUUGUAAAUGUAUAAAAAACUUAACUCGCCAACUAAAAUCAAUUUCUAUGUGUUUAUUGUAAGCCUAUAUAAAGAUAAACUGAUAAACUAUUAAAUAUUCAUAUGUCUAUGUAUUGUAACAUAUUUAUUGUGAUAAAUUAGAGAUCAUAUAACACUUCUUGUAUUAACAUCUUUAAUAAAUUGUUAAAAAUAAUUUGUGAAAGUUUAUUAUUAUAUAACUAUUUAGUUUCAACAUUGUGCCUUUAUCAGGUUACUGAUAUUCAUUUUUAAAUGCUUACAUAAAUAAUUAAAACAAAGCUAACAUAAAUUUAAAUAAAAAUAAUUUUAAUGAACAUUACCUAAAUAAAACAAAUAUUAUUUUAUGGUUUUAUUAUCAAAGGCGUAGCUAGAAAUAUUUUUCUGGGUAGGCUAGAUAAAAUAAUAUAAAUGUUUGUAUAGGAAAGACUACUAAUGCAAAUUUUUAAUUUUAAAAUUGUGUUAAUUUUUGGAGAAAAGUGGGUACGCCCAGGUCUACCAGGCCUACCCACUGGCUACGCCACUGUUCAUUAUUACUAAAAAAAUAUUUUUUAGGCACCUUUGGAUAUUGAUGGUUUAAAUGUAAUUCAAGACAAAAAGUAUACUGUUGUAAGUCAAUUGUCACUGGUGGAUUUAGCUGGAAGUGAACGAACUGAUAAAGCAAAAACAACUGGGCAGAGACUUCAAGAAGCUGGUAAAAUUAUAUCAUAUUUUUAAAUUGUAUUGAUUUUAAAUUAAAUAUUUUUUACAGGUGGAAUUAAUAAUUCAUUAUCAAAUUUAAAACAAUGUCUCAGAAUUUUAUACGAAAAUCAGUCUUCCAGUAAUUUAAGGAACAUUGCUGAGAAAAUACCCUAUAGAACAUCACGUCUUACACAUCUAUUCAAAAGUUUUUUUGAAGGUUCUGGUUCAAUCCGAAUACUUAUUUGCAUUAACUCUUUAUCUAAAUAUUCAGAGCUAUUGGUGAAUAUAAAACUAAUAAAUUUGUAUUUCAAUUAACCUCAUUUAUUUUUUAACUUAUUUGUCUAGCCUGUGUUGCAAUUUGGUGAAAUUUCUAGUAAUGUUAAAGUAAAAAGAACCACACCGUUACUAAUGGAUAUAGGAUUGAUUCCAGGAAGACGAAAAAUGAUUGAUGUAAGUGUUACCUUUAACUUACAGCCAAUAGAUCUAAUGUAAACCAAUGACUAUUUUAUUUAUUUGGAUAAAUAUAUAAUUAAUAAUAAAGUGUAAUUUUAGAUGCAGUUGGCAAACACCCCAUGUGUAUUUGAAGGAAAACCUAGAACACCACUUAAUAACAUAGUUAAAGAUAAUUCCAAAGACACCUACCUUAGGUAAUUAUAUUUGAUUCUUUCAUAAUACUUACAUAUUUUUUUCUUAUUAGUGUUUAAAUAUAUAAAUAAAUAAUUUAUAUGUAGAAAUAAAUAAAUGAAUGGGUUGCCUGGAGUAUUAAUUAGGGUUUAAAUUUGUGUAUUGUACGACCAUUUACGAACUAGAAAUUCAUUAUCACGUAAAUCCCAAAGUCAAAAAGUAAAACGCAACUGAAUAUGAAAAAAAAUAAUGAAUACAUAAAGAAAAAAUUAUACAAAUUGAUCAUUUUACAUAGAAAUAAUUUAUUUUAAUAGGAGAGAUUAUUUAAGAUGAGUUAUUAUUAGACAUACAUAUGUUAAGAAAUAUAAAUUAUUUGGUUAUUAUAUAUUAUCUAAAGUUUAUUGAUAUAAGAUAUUAUUUUUAAAAUUGGUUUAUAACUUUGUACAUUUAAAAUAUUAUUAACAUUAUUUUUGACAUUAACUGAAUUAAUGUAAAUGUUAUUUUGGGUAUUUAAUAUUUCUAAGUCUGUAUUUAUAUUAAAACUUAUACUAUGGUUUUUUUCUAAUACAUUUUUAGUGAAAUUUGAAUAAGGGGCAGUCUUUUUUUAAAUUUUAUUUCAGAAAUGUGUUCUUUAUAUCUCAUUUUAAAAUUGUAUAUAUAAUAAUAUAUUAUAAAUAAUAUUGAGCUCGUAUUGAUAAUUAUGUUUAUUUAAUCAUUAAAUUUUAAUUAAAUAUGUUCAAGCCUAUAGAAAUAUUUAAUUAAACAAUGAUAUUUUUUGAGUUUAAGGAUGAUUAGAACCAUGUGGUAUUAUAGAAUCAGUUUGUGUGGGUUUCCUGUAAAUACUAAAAUCAAAUUUAUAUUUUAUUAUAAAAACUGUAAGAACUAAGUUUGUUACUUUUUCUUUCGAGUGUAAAUUUAAUAUUUUUAUUUAUUUUGUUCAAGUAGUUAACUAAAACACAUUUCUUAAUACUCUAGACGAUACAUUUAUUUAUUUAUUUAUAUAUUUAUUUACGAGUAUCAACUAUUUAAUAAUUUUGAUUUUACUUUUUAUUUUAUUAGUGUUUUAAAUUUGGGACCACCUCUGCCUGAGAUAAACAUUGAUGAUAUGUUGGAUGAACAAAAGAGACAAGAGUUGAUAAAUGCUCUAGAUCAAAGAAUUAAAAGAAAAGAUGAACUUCGUGAAGUGUUGAUUAAUCAAAGUAUUGUACUUGUUUUUAAUAUUCAAUUGAACUUGUUUAACUCUAAAUCAUUGAUACCUCAACUUUUUAUUGUUCCCUAGGAUUUCCUAUUUAACAAUGUUAAAAAAAUAACAUUUUAAUCUAAUAUUUCAUGGAUAACUCAAACUAUUUUGCUAUCCCUUUAACCAUGUCUGACUAUUAUGGUAGAAAUAAUAUAUGUAUAAUAAUAUAGUUAUUUUUUAAAGGUAAUGAAAUACGUGCACAUAUGGUGUUAUUAGAAUUUAAUAAUUCCAAUUCGAAACAAGAAGUAUAUUCUCUACAAAUUUUGAGGGAUCAAGACAUUAAUAAAGUAUAAAUAAUCUUAAACCUUAUUAUUAUUAUUUUUAUUAUACAUGUAUAUUAUUUUUGUAUAGAUUAAACAAUAUCAAAAUAAGGUGUUUUUAUUAGAAAAUGAAAUUGCUUCCUUAAAAAGAAAACUAGGAUUAUUAGAUAGUGAAAAUAAAAAACUAAAAUCAAAUGUAAGAUCAAAUAUUGAUUAUACUAUUGGACUUUAUUUUUGAGUUAAUUAUGCCCUUUAAUUUUAGUUAAAUUCAAAAGAAAAUAUGCUUAAUCAAGUGUCUGCAGAUAAAGAUCUUUUAAAACAAAGAUAUAAUAAUAAAAUUAUUAAAAAACAAGAACAGUUAUUCAAAGGAUUGAAAGAUAAGUGGAAAGUUCAAGAAAACGAAUUUGAAGUUUGUACAGCUUUACUUCUAAUUUUAAAAAACCCUGAAUUAUGUUUAUCUGUAUAUAUAACAAAUUUUCAAUUAUGAUAUCCAAACUAUAAAACAUAUUAAAUGAAUACGAUUUUUUCAAAAAAAGAUGAACAUUUUAAUUGCUAUAUUUAAAUAAUACAUAUUUUACUUAUUUUUAAACAACUCUUUAAAGUUUGAAUUGAAAAAUAUUUAUAAUCGCAAAUUAAAAAAGUAAACAUAUUUGUAAACUAUAACUUCUAUUAUUUUUAUUUUUAGAUAAAAUUACAAGAAAAAAAACUUAAAUUAAAACAUAUCAAGAAUGUCGCAGAAAGCAUAGAAAGCCUUCCUAAUCAUCCUUCUAGGCGUAUUUUAAAACAAACUUUAUUUGAUGAAAGUUCAAACAAACCUGUACCUUAUGUAAAUAUAGAACUAUCAGAUUCAAAACAAAAUGAGGUAAAAACCUCAUUUUAACCUAGUUUAAGUAAAAAAUAAAAUAUAUUUAUUUAUAACUUUUUAAAUAUAUAACCGAAAGAUUAAUUUAAUGUUAAUUCAUAUUUAGCAUACAAAAAUGACAUUAAAAAAUUUAUGUCCAAGACGUUCAAAGUCCUGUGACCCACAAGAAUGUUGGAUUGAACACAAGCCUCCAGCACCCAUUCCAUUAAAUACUGUUAUGCAACCAAAAAUGAAGAACUGCAAAUCUGUUACUAAUUUAACAGAUGCUAAAACUGUAACUAAUAAUGGGGCUUCAAAAUAUUGUUUAAUGACACAGGGAGUAGAUGAACAGGGCAAUUCAGAAGCAAAACUGUACAAAGUAUUUAAGUUUAAAAGUUGUCUUUGAAAUAACAUUAAAAUUUUUGAAUUUUUUUUAGGCGGAUAUUAUACAAACUAUGGGUGGGGGUGCCCAGAUUGUGUUUCAUGAUAUUGAAACACUAAAACAGGAUUCAUCUCUUGGUUGCUCUCCUGUAAAACAUUGUGUUAAGAUGUAUAAUGAUGAAAUAAGAGAUCAUGCUACUGGGUCUGAUGAUUUAAAUGAAAAAUGUUAAAGUAUAUAGAGUGGACAUAUUCCAGUGUCAAGGAAGUAAUAUAAUUAUAGACUUAAAAUAAGACAUAAUUAUUGUAAUAAACCAUUAAUAAUCAAAC
Molecule: messenger RNA, 6037 nt
Organism: Cinara cedri
Lineage: Eukaryota; Metazoa; Arthropoda; Insecta; Hemiptera; Aphididae
Source: the annotation of a GenBank genome assembly